CACACAUGAGAAAUACAUGAAUGAACGUACCCAUAAAUAUUUCCAACCAAAGUUUCAAACUUGAUCAACAAAAAAAACAACCCAAAAACAAAACAAAAAAUCUUUGUGUCUUAUUGAGCUUUUUGUCUAUAUAUAUGUUCAUCAACAUACCAAAUUGAAAACCCAUUAAUAUUUUCUACCAAAGUUUCAAUCUUGAUCAACCCAUUAAUAUUUUCUACUACCAAAGUUUCAAUCUUGAUCAACCCAUUAAUAUUUUCUACCAAAGUUUCAAUCUUGAUCAACAAAAACCAACCCAAGUUUUUAAUUUCUCUUUCAAUUUUUUUUUGAGAUGGUGUUAGGUUGGGGAAGAAGGAAGAACAACAAAAAGAACAAAGGUGGAAAACCAAACAUGGAAGUGGUGAUUCCAAAUCAAUUCAAGUGUCCAAUUACUCUUGAUUUGAUGAAAGAUCCGGUUACAUUAUCAACAGGAAUCACUUAUGAUAGAGAGAGUGUUGAAAGAUGGUUUGAUGAAGGAAACAUCACUUGUCCACUUACAAAUCAAGUUGUGAGAAAUUUUGACAUGAUUCCAAAUCAUUCUCUUAGGAUAAUGAUUCAAGAUUGGUGUGUUGAGAAUAGACAAAAUGGUUUUGAGAGGAUUCCAACUCCGAGGAUACCGGUUAGCCCGACCGAUGUUUCCGAGCUUGUUUUUCGAGUUAAGGAAUGUGCAAGAGGUUUGGAUCAAUAUGGUUGUGUUGAGUUGGUUCAAAAAAUGGAGAAAUGGAGCAAUGAAAGUGGGAGGAACAAGAAAUGUAUAGUUGAGAAUGGAGCAAUAAGUGGAUUGGCUUUAGCUUUUGAAGCUUUUGCUAAUGAUUCUAUCGAGAGGAAUUUGAUUGUUUUAGAAGUGAUUUUGUCAUCACUUAAUUGGAUGUUUCCACUUCAAUUAGAAGCUCAAGAAUCUUUAGGCUCAAAAGCUUCUUUGCAUUGCAUGGUUUGGUUUUUGAAGCAUCAAGAUGUUAAGGGAAAAGAAAAAGCUAUUAUUGCAUUGAAAGAGAUUCUUUCUUUUGGUGAUGAGAAGCAUGUGGAAGCACUUUUGGAGAUUGAAGGAGUUAAUGAGCUUUUGAUUGAGUUCAUUAACAAGAGAGUUAGUCCUAUAAUUACAAAAGCUUCAUUGAGGAUUGUUUGGUAUUUGGUUUCAUCCAAUUCUAGCUUUAAUGAAAAGUUGAAAUUUUCAUUUGUUGAAUUGGGUUUGGUUUCUUCAAUUUUGAACAUUCUUAUUGACUCAGAAAAGAGUGUUUGUGAAAAAGCUUAUACUAUUUUGGAUUCUUUAUUAAGCUGUGAUUUUGGAAGGGAAAAAGCUUAUGAAAAUGACUUAACAAUUCCUUUGUUGGUGAAGAAAAUAUUGAGAGUUUCACCAUUGACUACAGAGUACUCUGUUUCUUGUAUUUGGAAGCUAUGCAAAUUUGAAGAGAAAAACUAUGAAGGAAAAGCUUUGAUAGAAGCACUUCAAGUAGGUGCUUUUCAGAAGCUAUUAUUGGUAUUACAAGUUGGUUGUAGUGAUGAGACAAAAGAAAAAGCAACUGAACUUCUCAAAUUGAUGAAUCCUUAUAGGGCUGAGUUAGAAGAAUGCAUUGAUUCAGAUUUCAAGAAUCUUAAGAGAUCAUAUUAAGUUUUUGUAAUUCAUUUUUUUCCACCUAGAUGAUUAGUAUUAUUGUGUUUAUGUAUAAAUAUUUUUUUAGCUCAAGAAAUGAAUCAAUGCAAUUUGUGUCA
Lathyrus oleraceus (garden pea) is the source of this 1746-nucleotide messenger RNA. RefSeq names its product U-box domain-containing protein 21. Gene Ontology annotation, molecular function: ubiquitin protein ligase activity. The record is from RefSeq and is a predicted model, not a curated record. The coding region runs from base 329 to 1645 and encodes 438 amino acids. NCBI's taxonomy places the organism in Eukaryota, Viridiplantae, Streptophyta, Magnoliopsida, Fabales, Fabaceae. The transcript has a single exon. Gene Ontology annotation, biological process: protein ubiquitination.